AGACACCUUCCUAGGAUGGUCACACCAUUCGCGAAAAAUAAUUGAUUAAAAAAUCGAAGAAGAAGACCAACUGACAUGUAAACAAACUAACUUUAAAUGUUUAUAACAUGGUGAAAAAGGCUCAAGCGAAACGACAGCCGUGGGUGAAGAACCUGUACUCGAACCGGGAGUAUCCGGACAACUACACGGACGCCAGCUUCCUGAAGGAUCUGCGCACGAACCUGCAUGUGAGGUUCUACACCUUCGGCGAGGCGGUUGCCGGCAUCACGGCGCUAAAUAACCAGAUAUCCUGCAUCACCGGCUUCCUGAUACUCUACCAACUGAUGCUCAGCGAUAGGGUGUCGCCCACCACGAUCCUGCUGCCCAGCUGUGGGGUGACGGGAAUCGGGUACCUGUGCUACCGUGGCCGCAGCCUCAGCUGGGCGCUGCUGGGCGAGGACUCCAAAACCCUGGUCACCGUGGUGCUCUUCGGCUACCUGUUCUCACCGAUGCUGCACACCCUCACGCAGGCCAUCAGCACGGACACCAUCUACACGAUGACCUUCUUCGUCCUGCUGGGCAAUCUGAUAUUUGGCUACUACGGCUUGGAUGUGGCCAUGGUCUCUAAGGCCAUCUCGCUGAAUGCUGCCAUAUUUGGAGCCAUCUGCCUGGCCUCCCGCCUGCCCACAUCGUACCACGCCUUCGUUCUCCUCGUCGAGGCCGCCGUCUUCUUUGUGCUGUACCCCAUUAUGACGGAAGCGAACUGGCAUGCUGGAUUCAUGGUGCCCAUCUUCGCCGUAUGCUGCCUGGCCCUGUGCUGGAUAUCGCGGCCGGCACUCUAUCUGUAUGCCUCCACCACCGUCUUUAUCAACUUUGUCUGCCCGUUUAUUUUCGUGUGGCAGCAGCAGUACAAGUUCAACAUCCACGGUCCCUGGGACGAGGCCAUCGUGGAGGAGAACACCGACGAGAACCUGGAUGAGAACUUAUAGCGACAGCUCCGCUUCUCAGAACAGCAGCGGCCACGACCCGGUGGCGGCGAUGUCGGGGAGCACUUCACCAAUCACUAGCAAUUUGCACGCAUUUUUGUAUAGCUCUGUAAAUGUCUUUAAUUUUUCAGAACUCAAUUCCACUCAUUUUAAAUGUUGUUUUUUGUUACCGUGUUAUGUGUUUAGUUUGUAAGUAAGCUCUUAAUAAAAUAUACUUUUUAAAAGAUAAA
Messenger RNA from Drosophila biarmipes, 1195 nucleotides. It is a transcript of the gene PIG-C, whose product is annotated as phosphatidylinositol N-acetylglucosaminyltransferase subunit C. Gene Ontology annotation, biological process: GPI anchor biosynthetic process. Bases 108 to 968 code for a protein of 286 amino acids. The transcript has 2 exons. Lineage: Eukaryota; Metazoa; Arthropoda; Insecta; Diptera; Drosophilidae. The record is from RefSeq and is a predicted model, not a curated record. Gene Ontology annotation, cellular component: membrane; glycosylphosphatidylinositol-N-acetylglucosaminyltransferase (GPI-GnT) complex.